This is a messenger RNA of Hipposideros armiger (great roundleaf bat), 3756 nucleotides long. RefSeq names its product TEPSIN adaptor related protein complex 4 accessory protein (gene TEPSIN). The record is from RefSeq and is a predicted model, not a curated record. The transcript has 13 exons. Gene Ontology annotation, cellular component: trans-Golgi network membrane. Bases 886 to 2730 code for a protein of 614 amino acids. NCBI's taxonomy places the organism in Eukaryota, Metazoa, Chordata, Mammalia, Chiroptera, Hipposideridae.
CGGAUCCUGUCGCCCCCCCGGGGACUGGGAGACACCCUGCCUUCACGGUGGUUCAGGUGCUUGCGGACGCUCCUGGGUUGUAGGAGGUCUGUGUUCAUAGUUGUAAGCCCUUUCCAGUAAAUGCUCCAGGACAGGGAGGUCGGGGCCUGGCGCCCGGUGUCGGCCAGGGUGAACAGGAGAUUCUCUUGGCGUGUGGAGCUUUCUCAGGCAGGCGUUUUAGGGGGGCCGGGGUCAUCCUCAUGCGGCUAGAAGCACCAUCAGCGCUCAGCACACAGGCUUGUUCUACGCUGAGAGCUCUGGUUUACAGACCUCGCCAGCUCCAGCGUGGGCCUCGGUGGACAGAUGGUGUAAGUGGUGUGCGCGCGCAGCCUCGCGUGACAUUCAGGCGCGUGUUGUUGUGACACUAGACAGCUGCCAUUCAAACUGUGAUCCGUGGCCAGCACCUAACAGAGCCUGCAUUCUGAGCCAUCCCUGAGGUCCUGUGUCCUGUCUCACUCCGGGCUCACGCUCCCCAGGUGCUGGACGAUGCGGCAAUGGGUGUUUCAGGUUUUCAUCCUUGUAGACAGUGUGCCUUCGUGCUAACGAGUCAGCGUGUAACGUGACUGUGUUGUGCUAACAAAUAAACGUAAGACACGUGACAUAGCCGCUUCUCCUUGUGGGUUAUUUCUGUGGGGUGUGUUCCCGGAAGUGGAACUGUGGGUGGGUCAGGCCUGGUGGUCAUGUCACAUUUGCCGAUCUGCGCUCUAGAAAGAUGGACCUUUCCCAGCCCCCUGCGUGGGAAAGGGGCUCACCUGGAGCUUUUUGUUUUUGCCGCUUGAUGAGUAGAUAUAUGAAAGGUGCCUUUAAGUUGUCUUGCUCGUCUGUAAGCAUAGAGGCCUGGGGGCCAUGUCACACAUCCUGAGCCAAGCAGAGUGGCCCGUUACCACGACCAUCCAGAAGGAGCCGGUUCCUUGUGGCUGUGGGACCAUUGCUGUCCUCUCCGGGGUCCCUUACCAGCUCCCGGUUCUCCUAAAGGGAACGUCGGAUGAUGAUGUCCCGUGCCCGGGCUACCUGUUUGAGGAGAUCGCCAAAAUCUCCCACGAGUCCCUGGGCAGCAGCCAGUGCCUCCUGGAGUACCUCCUGAACCGUCUGCACAGCGGCUCUGGCCGCGUGAAGCUCAAGGUGCUGAAGAUCCUGCUCCAUCUGUGUGUUCACGGCUCCUCGUCCUUCCUGCUCAUCCUCAAGCGCAAUUCCGCCUUCAUCCAGGAAGCGGCAGUUUUCACUGGACCCCCGGAUCCUCUCCAUGGGAUCAGCUUGUACCAGAAGGUGCGGGCGGCUGCCCAGGACUUGGGGAGCACCUUGUUCUCGGACACCUUGUCCCCUCCGCCUCCCUCCCAGCCUCCCAGGGUCUUGCCUCCAGUAGGCAUGGGCUCCCAGUCCAGGCCCCAGGGCGCCCUCCAGGGCUUCGGCUACAGCAGGGAUCCAGGCCACACAGGCUUUGCGGGCGAAGCCCUCCUCUCCACCAUCCAGAAGGCUGCAGAAGUGGUGGCCAACGCCGUGCGCCCUGGGCCUGGGAGCCCUGGCACCCAGGGGCCCCUGCCGCGGGGUGAUGCCUACCAGGCUGCCGUGCCGCCUGCAGCCAGCCAAGGCAACCCCACUCCUGGGAACCUGCUUCCUGCGGCCAUCCCGGGAGCCAGAGCCAUGAGACACCAGCCGGGGCAGGCCGGUGGGGGCUGGGACGAGCAGGACGGCAGCCCAGGCUCUCAGAGCUCUUCCCAGGAGAAUGGCCGGAGCAAAGCCUCGGACUCGGGCAGUCGGUCGGGCAGCGGCAGCCCCUCAGGGGCCAGCCAGGCGCCCAGCGACCUGGCCGAGAGGGUCGAAGCCAUGACCCUGAGCGUCUGCCAGCAGGAGCUGAGCCUGGUCCAGAUGGUGACACAGGGACCACACGCCUUCCUGAACCAAGAGGAGGCACAGCACUUUGUCAAAGCGUGCGGACUGCUCAACUGUGAGGUGGUGCUGGAGCUGCUGAUCCGACACCUGGGGGCGGCCCGCGAGCGCGUGCAGAUGAGAGCCCUGGGCGCCAUCGCCAUCCUGGGGUGCACGGACCUGCUUUCCCAGGAACACAUCCUGCUCCUCGCCCGGCCACGACUGCAGGAGCUCAGUGUGGGCAGCCCCGGACCUGUGACCAACAAGGCCACCAAGAUCCUAAGGCACUUGGAAGCCUCCUGCCGACAGCGGCCUCCUGCCCAGCGGCCCCUGGCUGAGUCCAGCCCCACAGCCGUCCAUGUGGGCCCGUCUGACCUGCUGACCGACGCCGUGCCUUUUGCUGGGGGCCAGGCAUUCCUGCAGCCUCUGAGUUCAGCCCUGUUCUCGCCCAGGGGCCCUACACCCCUUCCUCCCCUGGAAGGGUCCCCACUCCUAGGCCCCAGGGACGCCAAGGAGGCUGAGACAAGGCUGGCAGGUUCUAGAGAGCAGGGGGCUGGAUCUGAGCAGAGCCCAUUGGGCACAGACACCCCAAACGGAGGGCCAGAGCUCAGCCCAGGCCUCCAUGGCUGCCCGUGGAGUUCGGUGGCCAGCAGCAGCCACAGCUCCUUGUUUGCUGGCAUGGAGCUGGUGGCCUGUCCCCACCUGGUGGGGGCCAGGACUGUUGCAGAGGAGCCUUCCCAGGCCCCCUGGACAUUGUCACAGAGGGUGGCAGCCACAGACCUUCCUAGCUCGGAGCCGUCGGCUUUCUCAUUCUUAAACUCAUGACCGCAUGGGCCUGGGGCCUCCCUGUCCUGACUCCCAAAACCCUGGGACUCUGUGCUGUCCCCUCUGCCCACAGCCCUCCAGGCGUCUACAGUCGGCCGCUUCCCCUCACCCGAAGCCUUGGUGCAGGGAGCCGCCCAGCAGGGCAGACAGCCUGGACGAUCUGUCCCGAGAUGAGAACGAGCCCACGCACUGGCCAGAACAGGACAGCCCUCCCUGUGGGGGUGGUGGCCGGGGGAGCAGCGCCCCAGGCAGCUCGCAGGCCUCGCAGGGAGGACAGGAGCUGAGCUCUUCCGACUGGCAGCCGGUGGUCCUGGGCUGUCUCCUGCCUCCUGCCAUCCGAUCUGACGAGAUGAGUGCACUGUCUCGUCCAGUCUGCAAACACCGCCAGACCCCCUCAGUGGGCAGAAGGUGUGGCAUGGCCUACCUGGAGGGCACGGGACAGGACAGGAGGCCUGACAACUGAGCCCAGAGACCAGACAGCCCCUGGACCUGCCCCGAGUUCACAGGCACAGCACAGAAUGGCACUCAGCUCCUCGGCGGGGGGGACACGGCAGGAUGACGGGAGGGCCCAUCUGCAGACUGAGCCCAGGCUGUGGCCCUCAGCCAACAGCCCAGAGAGGACCCCAGGACUCGCUCGGUUCUUCCCCCUUCCCACCAGAGGCUGGCUAUGUGGCCUUGAAUCCCUAUGGCAGUGGGCAGGCAGGGGGCAGGGCCUCCAGAAUGCUGACCUCGGUCCCCUUGGGGAACUCCUGCCUGCCUGCCUUACCUUCAGAAACAAGGCUUGCUUGUGUGGUUUAGAACCGCUGCUUGGAUCUUGGUUUUAAGCUCAGAUUGCGCUCUCUGUGUGGGGUGUGGGGUGUGGUGCAAGCAGCCACAACCUGGGUCAUUAGGGCAGGGAUGUGACCCAUGUCUGUCCCUCCGCCAUGACGGCUUCCUGCAGACUGCACGGGGUGGCCUCACAGGGAAGCUUGGGUCCUUCUCAGGAGAGCUGGGACACUUCCUAAAUAAACACUUUUCUCAGCUGCA